CAGGCCGAGCCGUGCGGGGCCGUCGGGAGCUGGACAUGGGAAGCACCACGGCGCCAGAAAUGCGGACGCUGCCUCUCGCCUGCCUGACAUUGCUCCUGCUCCACAGAUCCCCGGGUACCGGUGCCCAGGAGUUUCUGGACUUCAAGCUACAUCAGCCCCAGGGCAAUGUGUCAGUGACAGCGGGGGAGACGCUCACCCUGACCUGCACCAUAUCUGGAGAUGGUCCCGUUGGUCCUGUGAAGUGGCUGAAGGGCUGGGGCAGUGAGAAUGAGACCUUUUAUGAGUUCCCCCGUGUGACGAGGGCAGCAGCUGGGUCCAGCACAGACUUCACCAUCCUCAUCAGGGACGUUCGCCUCGAGGAUGCCGGCACCUAUUACUGCGUGAAGUACCAGAAGUCUGUGCAUGGUGUUUCGGUGUUUAAGCGUGGAGAGGGCACUGAGGUGUCCGUGUACGCCAAACCCAGCAGGCCGGUCGUGUCCGGGCCAUGGAACAGAGCAGGGCCGGGGCAAUCGGUGCCUUUCACGUGCACGGCCGGAGGGUUCUUCCCCAGAGAAAUCGCUGUGAAGUGGCUGAAGGACGGGGCCCAGAUCUCGGCUCAGCAGCCCCAGGUCACCCCCGGGCGGACGAAAUCCUCCUACGACGCGUCCAGCACCGUGUCGGUGACGCUGCAGGAGGGCGACGUCCGCUCGCAGCUGCAGUGCGAGGUUCAUCACCGCACGCUGCCGGCCCCGCUGCGGAGCAGCUUCCAGCUCAGCCGAGCCCUGCGAGUGCCCCCCAGCGUGCAGGUGGUGGCUGAGCCGCCGAGCCCCGUGGAGGUGAACAAGACGGUGAACUUGACGUGCCUCGUGAAGGGGUUUUACCCGGGAGACGUGGCCGUCGCCUGGCUGGAGAACGGGACGGAGAUGAGCGCGGAGAGCCCCCCCCCGCCGGCGGAGACCCCGCGGGGCUUGUUCGAGCUGCGCAGCCUGGUGGAGGUGCAAGCGACGGAGGAGAAGAACGGGUCCGUGUUCACCUGCCGCGUGGUGCACGACGCCCAGGGCCCCGUCAGCGGGACGAGCACCCUGCGGAUCGCUGCCCCGGCCAAGGGCGGGCUGAGCGACCGGUCCCAGACUGAUAACGAUAUGAGCCUCCUGUCCAGCCCCGGCUUGUGGCUUGGCAUCCUGCUGGAGAAAGGGCUGCUCGGCGGCCUCCUCUUCUUCUUCUUCCGGCACGGGAGGGCGUGAAGAGGGACACCCGGGGGCUGCUUGCCCCAUCCCGCUCCAUGUCAGCCCCUUGAUCCUCGGGUCUCGGUGCCGGGAGCGGGUCCUGGCGCUCGGCUGCCGUCAGUCCGUACCUGGAAAUAAAGGGGCUGGGAUGUA
Pezoporus flaviventris is the source of this 1358-nucleotide messenger RNA. Its product is annotated as tyrosine-protein phosphatase non-receptor type substrate 1-like. Lineage: Eukaryota; Metazoa; Chordata; Aves; Psittaciformes; Psittacidae. The transcript is spliced from 5 exons. Gene Ontology annotation, cellular component: plasma membrane. The coding region runs from base 36 to 1223 and encodes 395 amino acids. The record is from RefSeq and is a predicted model, not a curated record.